UCACCACGGCUUUUCCAAGGUUUAAGGAAACCCAACUUUCAGCAAAACCUCUCUAGAAUUCAAUCAUGAGAAAAGCUUCAAUCUCACUUCUUUCACAGCUCUCUCGUCAGAAACUCAAAUCCUUCGCCCCUCUUCUUUCUAGAAAUUACGUAUCCAAUCCUUCUUCUUUUUCUUCCUCACCACUAAUCUCACCCACCCAUCCCAGUCUCAAGUCCUGCGCCAAAACCCAUGGCUUAUUGUUCAACUCCAACCAAUUUAGGACAAAAUCAGUUCGAAAGAUGGAGACCCUUGUUGAGAAACCAGACCAGUUGUCUUCUGGGCAGGGAAAAAUGAAGGAAAAAUCUGAACUUGAAAAGGCUUUUGAGUCUGCAGAGACCACGGAGGAAAUUAUCAAGGCUUUUCAAGAAAUGGAGUCAGAUUUUGAUGAGAAAGAGCUAGGAAUGUAUUCCUGGAGAGUGGCCGCCAUCCUAGAAUUGGAAGAAGAGGAUCCUGAAAAGAUUCUAUCUUUUGCAAAUAGAGCUUUGAAAGUUUUUGAAAAAGAUAAUCAACUGUUUUCUUCUGCCACGGUUUUAUUUAUAAUGGGUUCUGCUAAUUGUAGAUUGAAAAGGUUUGCUAGUAGUUUGGAGUACCUUAAUAGGGCUUCUAGGGUCUUGGAUAGGUAUCAACCAAAUGAUGAUGAUCUUUGUUGUGAGGAUUUUGGGCGGAUGCUUUUCUCAGUGCAGUGUGUGUUGGUCAAAGUUAAGUUGGAGCUUGGGAGGACAGAGGAGGCUCUAGAGCUUCUUAGGAAGUGUGUGGAGUUUAAGGAGGAAAUGUUGGAGAAAGAUAGCAGCCUUAGCAGGAAAGUGGGUUUAGCAAACCGGGAUUUGGCUCAAUUAUAUUUUGCAAACUUAGACUUCGAGGAGGCCUUGCCAUACUGUUUGAGGGCAUUGGAGAUACAUGAGAAGCACUUGGAGCAGAAUUCGGUGGAUGUUGCGUGUGCUAGGAGGCUUCUUGGGGUCAUCUAUUCCGUGUUAGAGGAGCAUGAAAAGGCGUUGGAGCAGAAUGAGUUGUCGCGGAAGGUUUUGAGUAAUUGGGGUCAAAGUUCUGAUUUGAUCGAUUUGGAGAUUCUUUCUGCUAAUGUGCACAUUGCACUGGGGAAGUAUGAAACUGCUAUUAAUACUUUGAGGGGUGUUGUUGAGAUGACAGAUGAGGAUAGUUUGACUCGGGCAUCGGUGUUUAUAUCAAUGGGGAAAGCGUUGCAUUUGCAAGAAAAAAUUGAAGACUCAAAAAGGUGUUUGGAGAUUGCUUGUGGAAUUCUUGACAAGAAAGAGACAGCCUCUCCAGAGGAAGUUGUUGAGGCAUACGUGAAGAUCGCGAUGCAAUACGAAAGUAUGGAAGAGUUUGAAACUGCAAUUUCAUUGUUAAAGAGACCAGUAGCUUUUCUUCAGAAGCACCCGCACGAACAGCCCUCCAAAGGAAAAGCUAAUGCAAUAAUAGGGUGGUUGCUUUUGAUGACGGAUAAGCUGGCAGAGGCUAUUCCUCACUUGGAGUUGGCAGCGUCAAGUUUGAAAGAGAGCUAUGGUCCCAAGCAUAUUAUGGUUGGGUAUAUCUACAACAAUUUGGGCGUAGCAUAUUUGAUGCUAGAUAGCCGUCAUGGAUGUAUCUCUUGGCCCUCAGCUGCUGAGACGUUUGCAGUUGCAAAGGACAUCAUUGAGGAAUCUCUUGGCCCUCAUCUACAAGAUUCAAUUAUGGCAUGUCAGAACCUUGCGACAGCUUAUGAUUUCAUGGGAAGCUAUGAUCUGGCAAUAGAAUUCCUGCAACGAACAAUUGAUGGCAUGGAAAGGUAUGAAUCAGGUGCAGAGGAUUGUCUCAGGCAUGCCCGCCGACGUCUCGAACAGGUUAAGAAAAAAUCCCGGGGUGAACCGUUGUCAAUCAGGUUUUCCACAAAUGUAUUUCCCUUGCGAAUGCCCUAUCCCUAAUGCUAAUGACUAUUUUAGGAGCUCACAACCUGAUAUUUUUGCUGGUCAAGAUCAAUCCUGCAGCAAAAUUUAGUGACUUCCUGUACAAAUAUAUCUACUUCAUAGUAUAUAACACUGCUUGCGUGCUAAUGUUUAGGUGUCUAACAUCAAACCGAUUUUCCCACUGUAUUUUUGUCCUCUAUGGCAGUAAUGGAUUGUAAGUCAAGCAAGCAGCAAUCUAGUUUUAGUUCUUUCCCUAGUAAAAAAAGAGAGAACAGAAUUACAUGUAUAACACUAAACUGGUCAAUUGGUGAAUUUUUCUGAAGAUUAGCUAUUACCAUUAACGUAGAA
Molecule: messenger RNA, 2288 nt
Organism: Corylus avellana
Lineage: Eukaryota; Viridiplantae; Streptophyta; Magnoliopsida; Fagales; Betulaceae
Product: protein KINESIN LIGHT CHAIN-RELATED 2
Molecular function (GO): protein binding
Source: RefSeq, a predicted model, not a curated record